Plasmodium gallinaceum is the source of this 1062-nucleotide messenger RNA. Its product is annotated as serine/threonine protein kinase, putative. Gene Ontology annotation, cellular component: chromosome passenger complex; spindle midzone; spindle microtubule. The record is from RefSeq and is a predicted model, not a curated record. The transcript has 4 exons. Bases 1 to 1062 code for a protein of 353 amino acids. Gene Ontology annotation, molecular function: ATP binding; protein kinase activity. Gene Ontology annotation, biological process: mitotic spindle organization; protein phosphorylation; regulation of cytokinesis. NCBI's taxonomy places the organism in Eukaryota, Apicomplexa, Aconoidasida, Haemosporida, Plasmodiidae.
AUGAAUGAUUCAAUUAGUAGUCCAAUUAAGGCUACAUGUAGAGAUAUGGCCUUAAAAAGUAGUUUGCAUUCAUUUACAUUUAGUUUAAAAGAUUUUGAUAUAGCUGGGUUUUUAGGGGAUGGUGCUCAUGGUAGUGUUUUUUUAGCGUGUGAGAGAAGAACAAAUUUUAUUUGUGUAUUAAAAUGUAUAUCAAAAUCUCAUUUAGUCAAGAGUACACAAGAAGCAUUAUUAAGAAAAGAAAUAGAAUUACAAGCUCAUUUGAAACACCCACACAUAGCAUGUAUGUAUACGUGGUUUCACACAAGUAGUCACGUUUUUUUUGUCAUGGAAUACUGUUCCAACGGAGAUUUAUUUACUUAUUUAAAUGAACAUGGUCCAUUUUCAGAAAAAAAAGUUGCAGAAAUGUUGUUUGAAAUAAUAUGGGCAAUAAGAACUUGUCACGAUAAAAGAAUUGCUCACUUAGAUUUAAAACCAGAAAAUGUUUUAGUAAAUCAUGAAGAAAAAUGUAAGCUAGCUGAUUUUGGAUUAUCUGCACACAUUGGAUCGAAACAUAAAAAAAAAGGAAUUUCUCAUUACAGAGGUACUCAUGAUUAUUGGUCUCCUGAACAGUGUGCAAGACACCAAAAAAAAAAACAGAAUUUUGGAGAAUUUGAUCAGAAAACUGAUAUAUGGACCUUAGGAAUUUUAGCAUUUGAAUUAAAAUUUGGUAGACCUCCUUUUGGAUCAACAAAUGAAGAAAGAGAAAGUAUUAUUAUGAAUAGAAUACAAGAUUAUCAUUGGAGUCAACUAUUUUGUGAAAAAGUGAAGAAAGAUUUAAUAGAUAAACUAUCCCCUGAAUUUAAGGAUUUCUUAAAUUUAUGUUUAGAUAAAAAUCCUAAAAAAAGACCAACAGCUGAAUCAUUAAUUCAACACCCAUUUAUUUUUAUACAUAACAAAAAUAGGCCUUGUAUAAAAGCUUAUGCAACGCAACCAAGAGGUAGACAAGGACCCAAAUUAAGUCAUAAAGGAUUUAAUGAGCAAGAAGGGUCAUUUUUAACACCUAUUUGGUUUCACAACAAAUGA